This is a messenger RNA of Rhipicephalus sanguineus (brown dog tick), 1008 nucleotides long. RefSeq lists its product as uncharacterized. NCBI's taxonomy places the organism in Eukaryota, Metazoa, Arthropoda, Arachnida, Ixodida, Ixodidae. The record is from RefSeq and is a predicted model, not a curated record. The coding region runs from base 1 to 1008 and encodes 335 amino acids. The transcript has 2 exons.
AUGCCCCGUGCCAGAGCCAACUGCCGAGAGUGCCGCCACAACCGGACGGAACCAACUGCGGAGAGCGCCAGAGCCAACUGCCGAGAGUGCCGCCACAACCGGACGGAACCAACUGCAGAGAGCGCUGAAGCCAACUGCCGAGAGUGCCGCCACAACCGGACGGAACCAACUGCAGAGAGCGCCGAAGCCAACUGCCGAGAGUGCCGCCACAACCGGACGGAACCAACUGCAGAGAGCGCCGAAGCCAACUGCCGAGAGUGCCGCCACAACCGGACGGAACCAACUGCAGAGAGCGCCGAAGCCCACUGCCGAGAGUGCCGCCACAACCGGACGGAACCAACUGCAGAGAGCGCCGAAGCCAACUGCCGAGAGUGCCGCCACAACCGGACGGAACCAACUGCAGAGAGCGCCAGAGCCAACUGCCGAGAGUGCCGCCACAACCGGACGGAACCAACUGCAGAGAGCGCCAGAGCCAACUGCCGAGAGUGCCGCCACAACCGGAUGGAACCAACUGCAGAGAGCGCCGAAGCCAACUGCCGAGAGUGCCGCCACAACCGGACGGAACCAGCUGCAGAGAGCGCCAGAGCCAACUGCCGAAAGUGCCGCCACAACCGGACGGAACCAACUGCAGAGAGCGCCAGAGCCAACUGCCGAGAGUGCCGCCACAACCGGACGGAACCAACUGCAGAGAGCGCCAGAGCCAACUGCCGAGAGUGCCGCCACAACCGGACGGAACCGACUGCAGAGAGCGCCGAAGCCAACUGCCGAGAGUGCCGCCACAACCGGACGGAACCAACUGCAGAGAGCGCCGAAGCCAACUGCCGAGAGUGCCGCCACAACCGGACGGAACCAACUGCAGAGAGCGCCGAAGCCAACUGCCGAGAGUGCCGCCACAACCGGACGGAACCAACUGCAGAGAGCGCCAGAGCCAACUGCCGAGAGUGCCGCCACAACCAGACGGAACCAACUGCAGGGAGCGCCGAAGCCAACUGGCACAUUUCGAUGUAG